Messenger RNA from Acaulospora morrowiae, 882 nucleotides. NCBI's taxonomy places the organism in Eukaryota, Fungi, Glomeromycota, Glomeromycetes, Diversisporales, Acaulosporaceae. The record is from the annotation of a GenBank genome assembly.
AUGAGAAGAAAUGAAAGGUUUGACGAAGCAAGUACAAGAAAUGUUUUUGAGUUAUAUCACAUUAGCCACCCAAAACAUCGCCAGGAGAAAUAUGCUCCCAGACCCAAGAAACGACAUUAUUUCCAGGAAUGCCUUGAAAAUGUACCACCAGUACCAGUAGCACCUACGGCCGAAAAUUCUAUACCAAAUGUUCAUUAUUGCGAAUGGCAAUUGGAAAAAGAGAAUGGUAUGGAUGUUUAUGUUGCAGAAGGCAAUAUGCCUGCCAAAAUAGGAAGACCCAAGUGCAAACCUGAAAGUAGUUUGGGUAAAUCGAGUCACGUACCUAAAAUCAGAAGAGUUGUUGAUCUGGUGAAACUGAUAGAAAUAAGUAUCCAACCUAUGGAAAAGGAAAUAUCAAUGAAGAAAAUAAAAAGGAAGAAGAAACUAUCAGACAGAUGUUGCAAUAUCCAAACUAGCGAAGAAAUUUAUCAAAACUCUUAUGACAACCUGUUGCUAUAUCCAAAACUCUUUAUAUAUGACCUGCCAUUACCGACACCAAAAGAAACAGAUAUAAGUGAUGAAGAUCCUGAUACUUGUGAUGAAUUCAAGUAUGAAAGUAAAGAAUUAGAGGAAAAAGUGGGAUACUAUAUGAAGAAAUGGUCAGAUGAAGAACUGUAUAAGAACCUAUGGAAAAAUAUACAGAAUUCAGCAAUAUAUAUGACGACCCUUGAGGAGAUACCUAUCCUUGAUGAAGACCAGGACAAACAUCAAAAUGAUGAAGAAACCCUGAAACAGAAUAUUGAUAUCAGGUUAACUAAAGAAGAGCAAGAAGAAGCCACAACAUUCUUUGAGAAAAAAAAAGAUCUUUUUGCAAAGAAUAUCAUGGAGUUAAUCCAAACCAAU